This is a messenger RNA of Aplysia californica (California sea hare), 2555 nucleotides long. Its product is annotated as oocyte zinc finger protein XlCOF6. Lineage: Eukaryota; Metazoa; Mollusca; Gastropoda; Aplysiida; Aplysiidae. Bases 209 to 2269 code for a protein of 686 amino acids. The transcript has 2 exons. The record is from RefSeq and is a predicted model, not a curated record. Gene Ontology annotation, molecular function: RNA polymerase II cis-regulatory region sequence-specific DNA binding; DNA-binding transcription factor activity. Gene Ontology annotation, biological process: regulation of transcription by RNA polymerase II.
UGCUGGCAUAAGACGGACCAUUGUGGAGUCCAGGUCUACAUUGUGCUCAUUACACUACUCUUUAAAAAAAACAUUUAUCAUGUAAAUUCCAAACCGGGUGAAUGACUAAUUUUAGAACUGUGUUUUAUUGCACUCCGAGAGGCACCUGAAACUGAAACUCAGCCCGUACCCAAGGAAAGCAACCAAUUUUGUCUCUCGAUCUUUUACAAUGGGUGACGUUCCAGAAGAAAGCAUUCAAUAUCACAUUGAGAUACAGGACAACCAUCUCGGAAACCAGAUAGAUGGUGAUGUAAUGGUGGUACUCGACCUAGAUGGUCAAGAGCUUCCUGAGUAUGUGGCUGAGACCAUCAUGGAGUUGGCACGCAGUGGUGGGCAACAUGCCCACUCUGUCUCAGAUGCAAGUCAGCUGAGCAGUGCUGAUGCUGUUGCAGUUCACUUAACCGAGGAUAAAGACUUGAAGCCUUCUGUUUGUGCGUCUUCAGAUGGACAAGUUGAUAAUAUUAUACCAUUAGCUGCUACAACUUUGAGUACAGUGGAACAAAACCAAACUUUCCGUGUUGAUUCAGGACAAGAGAGUGCAGGCACUUUUCAGAAACUACUUGCAGAGAAUCACUCUAACACUAUCCAAGAUUCUGUGGAUGUUAAAAGCGUAUUUCCUGUUGAUAUUAAAGUGGAUACAGGAGUUCAAUGUGAACUCAUUCCUGAUGUUGAAAAUCCUAAAUCAACGAAAAGGAACCAAAGUGGCAAAGAUCUCCUUAAGAGUGACCUGGUGCCAAGUGUUAAAGAAGAAACAUUGGACUCGAAGGAAAACAGUGAUAUGAGUACACAGGAGAGUGCUAAAAUUGUGAAAGAGUUCUCUUGUGAAACAUGCAGUCAUAUGUUUGAAAAUGAGAUCGAUUUGGGAAGGCAUGCUUUGUCUGUUCACAAAAUUAAGAAACCUUUCAAGUGUUUUCAGUGUGACAAAGCUUUUGAAAAGGAACUGUCGUUUCAGAUACAUAUGCUUAGUCAUGAGACUGUGAUGAUAAAAGGUAAAAAGGGUUUUUUCUUGUGUCCAUUAUGUGACUUUCAGUGUAGACUAAAGCAGCAACUUAUGUCACAUUUUGCAGCCUCCCAUCCAUCUCGAGGAGUCUUUGCUUGUGCUUUGUGUAGGUUUGCUUGUUUAUCAGAAGAAGAAUUGAAGGAUCACAAUAUUUCACAAAGGCACAAAACAAACAGUGCAAAACAUUCAGUUUGUCCUAUUUGUAGUGCACCAUGUAGAAAAGUGGAUGAACACAUAGCAUUAAUGCAUUCAAACGAGAGACCCUUUCUUUGUACAAAAUGUGGACACAAGUCGAAGACCGAGAGUGCCCUAAAGACUCACAUGCUAACACAUACAGAUAAUAAAGAUUUUGUGUGUACUGACUGCAACACGGCAUUCAAAUCCUUGAGUCGUCUGAAAAGACAUUUGAAAAAGCAUAAUCCAGUGAAAAGGUUUUCGUGUUCUAAGUGUUCUUUUGCGACCAAUGAAAGUUAUGAUUUUAAGCGACACAUGCAAAGGAUUCAUACAAGGAAGGCAUGUUACACAUGCAAAGAGUGUAGUCUCACAUUUUUUAGGACAGUAGAACUAAAGUUACAUGCAAUGUCAGAACACAAUAGCAAAGAUGUUUUCUACUGUGAGUAUUGUGAUUUCUCCUGUGUAUUAAAGGUUGAUUUCAGACAUCACAUGCAACAACACACUCGGAUGAAUCGUUUUUCCUGUAAAAUAUGUGACUUUUCAAGCCCCUGGAAAUGCCAUUAUGAAAGACAUUUAACUGUACAUAGUGACGUUAAGCCUUAUGUGUGCCCUAAGUGUGGGUACAAAUGUAAAGAAAAAGUUAAUCUGAAAAAACACAUGGUUGUACACUCUAACGAAAAACCAUUUAGUUGCUCGUUGUGUACCUAUAAGUGCAAAUUAAAAAGCAUGCUAAAGAAUCAUCACAGAGUGGUACAUUCAGAGACCAGGCCAUAUUGUUGCACUGAAUGUAACUAUACUGCUAAGACAGCUGGAAACUUAAAAAAGCAUAUGUGGAUUCAUGAGCAGCACAAACCUUUCAAAUGUGCUCACUGCCCUUAUAAAUGUCGAGAAGGGAGCAAGUUAAGGAGGCAUGAGAGUAAAAAGCACAAAGAUGUCGCAAAUGAUGGCAGUGUUGAUGUCAAAGAGGAAGCUCCCAUCCGAUUUUUGAGAGUUGAUUUAGGUCAUCUUCCCAAGCCUGUUUUGUUGGAUUUGGGUGCAACAGCUGUACCUGUGUAAUGGAAUACUUUUGGUUGUUGUGGGUGGAAAAUGUUUUUUUAAAAGAAAUCUAUCCAUGUUAUAAGGUUUCCUAACGAUGACUUGAUGAAUGAGUUAAAACUAUAAUUUUGUUGAAUCACACUAAGUACAAAUUUAUGCACAGUCAGUAUUGAUUUCCUUUGCUAAGUGUGGUUGUGUGCAUGCUUGAGCAAAGUCUAUUAUGUGCAUGCUUGAGCAUGUGUGUGUUUGUGCACUUGAUAUAAUAUAUGCCUUUCUCUUUCUUGAAUAGUGGGUGGUUGGUGGGUGU